Molecule: messenger RNA, 9068 nt
Organism: Chelonia mydas (Green sea turtle)
Lineage: Eukaryota; Metazoa; Chordata; Testudines; Cheloniidae
Gene: CLIP2
Product: CAP-Gly domain containing linker protein 2
Exons: 20
Coding region: 719-3841 (1040 amino acids)
Biological process (GO): cytoplasmic microtubule organization
Cellular component (GO): microtubule plus-end; nucleus; cytoplasm
Molecular function (GO): microtubule plus-end binding
Source: RefSeq, a predicted model, not a curated record
AAACCAGGACUCCUAGAUUCUGGUCUCACCCCUUAGGUGGGAGCAUGAGCUAGAGGGUUGAGCUGGUGUUCGAGUAGUUGGGAGUCCUGGGUGCAGCACUGCUCUCUUUAGACAAAUCAGAACAGUAGCAUUUUGUAUGGGUGUAAGGGGCGAGCCAUGGCAGAGUCAGCCGCAUUUUCAUUAAAAAAAAUUGGAAAUAGAGGGCUUGAUUCUGAUCUUCUCCUGUUGUAAAUAAGCAGCAACUCCACUCAAGGAGAGAAAUUGCCCUUGUGACUGUUGUCAGUAAAUUAUAAGUACCAAGGAGAUACAGAAGGAAGAAAGGAUAUGGUAUUGCCCAUCCUAUUAGCCUGCAAACAGGGAAGAGGCCAGAAGAUUAUGGGUAGCAGAAGGAGAGCCUAAUAUUUAUCUGGCUGGAGCACUCUGGAUCCUUGAAAUUAACAGUGUGAGGAUUUAGAAAUGCCAUAAAAGGAAACUGCAGUAGUCAAGUCAGAGUGUACUUGAAGCCUGAAGAAGGAUUAUAGCAGAAGGUUACGAUCCUGUUUUAUCCAACGGUUACAGAGCAAUGAACAGAGUUUAAUGAAUUAAGACUCACAACUCACCUGCAAGGUCUGUGACGAUGGAAGAAGGGGUCCAUCAUCUAGAAGCCUGACUGGGUGACAGUAGGAAAACCCUCCAAGAGACGGGCAGCUACUAGCUUGAGAUAGAGAGCGAGACAAACAUGCUGAAGCCAAGUGGACUUAAAAUCCCCGGCAGGGCAGGGAAACACUCCAGCCCUGUGGGACGGACUUCGGGGACAGCUGCGGCUGCAGCCACUACUGGCUCAAAGGAAGGCUCACCUUUGCACAAGCAGGUUCCCACCUCCACUGCGAGCACCGAGAAGUCAGGAUCAAAGGUCACUGAGGUGGGCGAUGACUUCCUGGGAGACUUCGUGGUGGGCGAACGGGUCUGGGUGAACGGAGUGAAGCCAGGCGUGAUCCAGUAUCUUGGGGAGACGCAGUUCGCCCCCGGCCAGUGGGCAGGGGUUGUUCUGGAUGACCCGGUGGGUAAGAAUGAUGGCUCCGUUGGUGGCGUACGUUACUUUGAGUGCCAGCUGCUGCAGGGGAUUUUUACACGGCCCUCCAAGCUGACCCGCCAGCCCGUGGCGGAGGGCUCGGGCAGUGAUGCCCAUUCUGUGGAGUCCCUGACAACUCAGAACUUGUCGUUGCACUCGGGGACGGCUACGCCGCCUCUCUCCACUCGCGUCAUCCCCCUGAGGGAGAGCGUCCUGAACAGCACCAUGAAAACUGGAAACGAAUCUGGAUCUAACCUGUCAGACAGCGGGUCCGUGAAAAAAGGCGAUAAAGACUUACGGCUUGGAGAUCGUGUCCUGGUUGGCGGGACGAAAACGGGAGUUGUGCGCUAUGUGGGAGAGACAGAUUUUGCCAAAGGAGAAUGGUGUGGAGUGGAACUUGAUGAACCUCUAGGGAAGAAUGAUGGGGCAGUCGCUGGUACAAGGUAUUUUCAGUGCCCCCCCAAAUUUGGCCUCUUCGCUCCCAUACACAAGGUGAUCCGGAUUGGAUUCCCAUCCACCAGCCCUGCUAAAGCAAAGAAGAGCAAACGGAUGGCCAUGGGAGUGUCAGCCUUAACUCACAGCCCCAGUAGCUCGUCCAUCAGCUCUGUCAGCUCCGUGGCCUCCUCCGUCGGCGGCAGACCCAGCCGGAGCGGAUUGCUGACGGAGACCUCCUCUCGCUAUGCCCGGAAGAUCUCCGGCACGACUGCCCUGCAGGAGGCACUGAAGGAAAAGCAGCAGCACAUUGAGCAGCUGCUGGCAGAGCGAGAUCUGGAGAGAGCGGAGGUUGCCAAGGCCACCAGCCACAUCUGCGAGGUGGAGAAGGAAAUUGCCAUCCUGAAAGCCCAACAUGAGCAGUAUGUCACAGAGGCGGAGGCGAAUCUCCAGCGAGCGCGGACCCUGGUAGAUGGGGUGCAGAAGGAAAAGGUGGAGCUGCUGAACCAACUGGAAGAGGAGAAAAGGAAAGUGGAGGACUUGCAGUUCCGAGUGGAGGAAGAAUCCAUUACCAAGGGGGAUCUGGAGACUCAGACGCAGUUGGAGCAUGCCCGCAUACGGGAGCUCGAGCAGAGCCUGCUGUUUGAGAAGGCACAGGCUGAAAAACUCCUCAGAGAAUUAGAGGACACCAGGUUAACUACGGUAGCAGAGAAGUCUAGAAUCCUUCAGCUGGAGGAAGAGCUGAGUGUCAGGCGUGGUGAAGUGGAGGAGCUGAGACAAUGCCUAAGGAACUCUCACCAGGCAGAGACCCCUGAGCACAAUCUUGGUCUGCAGUCAGAGGCGCUUCGCCUGCGAGACCAGCUGCUGUCUGCCAGCAAGGAGCACCAAAAAGAGAGCAGCCAGCUAAAGGAGAAGUACGAAAAGACCCUGAAGAAGCACCAACAGGAGAUAGAGAAGCUGAAAGCCGUCAAUGAAAAAUACUCCCAGGAAAUCGUUGACCUGAAACACAAAGUUCAACAAGCCACCAAUGAGAACAUGGGGCUGAUGGACAACUGGAAGUCUAAGCUGGACACCUUGGCUUCUGACCAUCAGAAAUCUCUGGAAGACCUCAAAGCCACCCUGAACACAGGCCCUGAUACCCAACACAAGGAGAUAGUAGAACUGAAGGCCGUGGUAGAGAGCAUAAAGAUGGAGCACCAGCUUGAACUGGAGAACCUUAAAGCUAAGCACGAUAUUGAGACCGCGGUUCACAUAAAGGAGAAAGAAAGUCUGAAGCUGAAGCUGCAGGAGGCCAGCGACGAAGUGGAAGAAAGCAACAACAACUGGAAAACGCAACUGGAAACCAAAACAAACCAGCACCUUACAGAACUUCAGGACAUGAAGGACAAGUGCCGAGAUGCCGAACUGAGAGUGCAUGAACUGGAGAAGCUACACAGUGAAUAUAAAGAUCAGGCUCAAGCAAUAGCUUUCUUGAAAGAGCAGAUUUCUCUGGCUGAGAAGAAGAUGCUGGACUAUGAGACACUACAGAAAACAGAAGCCCAGAGUAAACAGGAGAUCCAAAGAUUGCAGGAAAAAGUGCUUGUCUUAGAGAACAAACUGCAGUCCAUGGAGGCGCUGCAUCCUUCUCAGCAUGCCAAUAUGAUUGAAACUAAUGAUAUUUCAGAAGAGAAAAUAAAGAUGAAGCAGGCUAUGGAAGAACUGCAAGAUAAGCUGAGUAAAAGAGAUAAAGAGGUGUCCUCCCUCUCCUCCCAGACUGAAACUCUAAGGGCCCAAGUAAGUGCAUUGGAAAAUAAAUGCAAAGCUGGAGAAAAGAAGGGAGAUUCUCUGUUGAAGGAAAAGAAGCGGUUGGAAGCUGAACUGGAGACCUUGUCCAGGAAAACCCAUGAUGCUUCAGGCCAGCUGGUCCUGAUUAGCCAGGAGCUACUCAAAAAGGAAAGGAGCCUGAAUGAGCUGCGAGCUUUGCUACUGGAAGCAAACCGUCACUCGCCCGGGCCAGAGCGGGACCUGAGCCGAGAAGUGCACAAAGCAGAGUGGAGACUGAAAGAGCAGAAACUCAAAGACGACAUCAAAGGCCUGAGAGAAAAGCUGAUAGUGCUGGAUAAAGAGAAAUCGGUAACAGAUCAAAGGCGGUACUCCCUGAUUGACCCUUCAUCAGAGACUGAGGUUCUCCGGCUGCAGCACCGACUGAUCAGCACGGAGGACGUCCUGCGGAAUGCCCUGGAGCAGGGUCAGCAAAUGGAGAAACUCAUGGAGGCCAUGAGAAGUUCUUCAGAGAAAACACAGACUAUUGGAAACUCGGGAUCUGCUAAUGGGAUCCAUCAACAGGAUAAAUCCCACAAGCAGGAGGAGAAGCACUGAUCGAGAAGAAGAGGUGGAGAGGACCAUUUCAUGCCAGUAUCUUCUGCACACCGACAGGAAAAGGAUGCACCUCCUAAAGACUAGCAACAGUAUUUUCACUUUAAAAACAGGACUGUUUAUAACGUACUAACUGACCUAAGUAGGACAAUCCCCUGGUUCGUAUUUUCCAAGACGAGCAUCAUUCCAGAAGGAGCGGUAUGGCAACCUACCUGUGUAAAGAUCCUUUUGUUUUGCUUUCUUAUCCGUAUCGGUUUUGACGGUGGAAUUUGUAUUGGCCAAGUGGACCCUCCAUUCAUCCCACCUGAACAAUGUGGUCUUGCUGAGAGCUGAUGGUGGCUGAAACUUCAUCAGUGUUUCCUAGAACCCUAGAGGAAAUGCAAAGCCGUUUGCUUGGGGCAUUAGAAAAUUCCUAAGUGUGCUCCCAAAGUCUGCACUCUCCCCCGCCAGGUAAUCCCUGUCCCUCUCCCCCACCCACCCGCGUAGUAUGAAGAACUACAGAAAAGGGUUGGCUGGGCUGGCUGUGCUCAAGCCAGUCAGCGUGGAUUGUAGAAGACAAGCCUUUGGGACGGUCUUCCCCCUUUCCAGCAUAGAAGACCUCCCAGCUGUAGGCCAUGGAGACUCCACUUAGUACUGUAUGAUAGCACAGGGGGCACCUCAUCUGAUUUCAGGUGAUAUAAUUUAUUACAGCUAUUUCUGAGUCAGUGCUUACUCUGAGUUGAAGAAGGGGAGGGAGCCGCUGGCAGGGGUGAGUACAGGUCUCCUUAGCCUCUCUCCUCCGAGAGAUCUCUUAGCAGGACCGGCUGUGCCGGGGCCCAGAGCCAGGGCCCAUGGGUGUGUUGUGGCAUGUAGAGACGUACACAGCAUCUGGCUAGAGCCUUUGUAUGCCUGUUUGUGAGGGUCUGAGUAGAAAACACACACAUAGGAUGUAGUCGCAUUGGACAGACGCCUCUAGGCUCUGAUCCCUCUCCACUGCUAUCCACAGAAUUGUAAUCACUAGCUGGAAGAGAUGGGCUAGCCUAGCAUUAGGCUGCCUUGGCGUUGCCCCUGCCAUUCUCAGUUGUCUUUGGCUCUUCAGUACAAUAUCCGACAGGAGAGGGCUAACAUGUUGCUGUGAGCAUUCUUGCAAGAGUGCCUUAUACCAGGGACUGAGGAUGAUAUUGAAACAAAGGCCCCGUCUAGAGCAGGAGGGCUCCAGCUGUAACCAGAGCAGAUUUCUGUUCUUUCCUCUGUUUGCUGGGCACCUCAGACUCCCCCUACUUCUUGUAAGUGGGAGUUCGGGGUGCAGGUUUGGGCCCCAAAACAACACUGAGGGUCACAUUUUUAAAGCAGGAGCUCCAAGCCACGUGCACAGAAAUCUAGGCACAACUGAGCACCCAGAUUUGCACAAAAAACUGUUGCCAUUGUGGGUGCAGAGAGCCAGUUGUGCACCUCUGUACCCAUCUGCAAUAACUGUCCAUGCAGGAGGAGGAACCCCAUUGCCUGUGUGUAUUUGCACAUGGACUUGCUCCCUAUUCCAAGGGCUGUAUUCUAGCCUCAGUCUUUGCACUAAACUCCCAUUGGGCUGAAUGGGAUGAUACUUGGGUGGAGCGAGGGUAGAAUAUGGUCUGAGGCAAACCCCUUGCUCUGAAAAGAAAUAUUCACCUUUCGAUACCCUGGGACCCUAGGGAGCAGCAGCAGAUUCUUAGGCUCCAUUCAAACCCCUGAUGGGGCUGGGGCGGCUUCCCAAGGGGGGCAUCAGUACCUGGAAUGUGGGGCAGGACUUGGAUUGACAUAUUGCAGCACCAGUGAAAUGACUAAUGUUUAAUGGGCAAUCCUCUGGUUCUGGGGGAGAAGAGGCUCGUCAUGGAAACAAACGGCUGUUCUUGAUGCUGUUUGAUCCUUCCCCCCACCCUCCUCCAAGGGAAUUAGUUGCAGAAUCCCUUUUCAGAGGUACACAAAUCAAAUUGUUUCCUAUUUCUCUGGAAAUGCAGCAUUUUGGCCAUAUUUACCGUAAUGCAGCCAAAUGACAUAAAGUUGUGAACAGCUCAGUCUCUUCUCUGGGCAUCCCUGUGCCUCUCUGAAAUGCCUAGAUCAAGUCCACCGCUCUGCUCCUCUCUCCAGCUCUUUGCCGCACAUCCUGGGCUAGUUCAUGAGCUGGAGCUCCCGUGGACGUGGACAAGAGCUCCCAACAUGGCAGGACACGACCGAGCUGUUGACUUCCUGUGAAGAUGUGCCAUUGCACAUGAGCUGGGAAUCUGGCCCUUCGUUUUCCUGUAUGGUUUUUCUUCAGCCGCUUUUGGCUACUCUGAAAUUCUCCAGCCACCCAGAGUCUGGGGCAGCUCGAGGCAAACUGGGGAAGAGUUUUGCCCCACCCGUCCAAGUCUCCUGCACGAGGGAAGCCACUAGACCUCUUGCCGGGCGGUGAAAUAGAGUUAGGCCUUUUUCACCUGGUGGGGAUGGUGGACACUGGAUCUGUUUCAAUGGCUGAGAUAAGGAGGUGGGUUCAGGAAAGUGAGGCAUGUUGGGAGAAGAAGCCUAAAUUUGGUUAAUGAGUUCAGAGGGUUAACGGGAGUUCAGGUGGGACAGGUCCUGCUGUGUGGAACCAGCACCCUCUACCUGCAUAGAAGAACAAAGCACUAAUCAUUGCCUCAGGCUUGGAUUUUCAAAGCACCUAAGGGACUUAGGAGCCAAAAGCCCAUUGAUAGACAGCCCAAGUGUAAAAUGUCAUAACCAAGCAAAACUAAUGUACAGCAGGAGGUGCCAUGUUGAUCAUUUGGGGGUGGUAUUUUCAAAAGCACCCAGCACUGGCCGCCUGACUCUGCUGCCUCUGAAAUUAAUGGUCAAACGCCCAGUGACUUCAAUGGGAGCAGUCAGGGCAGUGCCAUGGGCUUUGGAAAAUGCCUUCCAGGGCUUAGGGAAGGCAGCAGCCAUGUGAGUGCCUAGGAGUUCCUGGGACUUAUCAAGUGGGAAAGCCAGGGGGGGAGGGUUGAUUUUUUAAUUAAUCUGUAUUUAUUUUCCAUCUAGUUUGAAAGUAACAUGCCUCCGUUAUUUAAAGAGGAUUAAAUAGCAACUUUCUGCGUCGCUUUGCAACCCUCCUGCUUCCCCGGGUUCAAACAGGAGCUGCCCACUGGGAGGUGUGCACUGCGCCAGUCCUCUGCUGGUCUGAAUGGGGCAAAGCUCUGAAGUGACUGGCACUGCCCUGAUUGAAACCAGAGGAGAAUUUGACCUAUCAAGAUAUAUCAGGCCAGUGCACCUGAGUCCAUUCAGUUACGGGGAGAAGGGAGAAGAGAGCCUGCUUUGUAAACUGGCUUUGACUAUCUUCUCAGGAUCUAAUGCUCUCUAGGAUAUAACUGAGGGCAUAGUCUUUAAGGGGAGAGUAGCCUUCCAGGGAAAGGCCUUACCACAGCAAUGGGCUGCACUGAAUCACACGCUGUCCCGCAGGCUCUGAGUUUCCCCUUUUGGAAAGAGAUCUCUGCAUAGAGAGAAACAGCGUGGGGCAAACCUGUUCUCCUCGGACACGCCACAGCAGCCCCAGGCUCUGCCCCUGUGCACCCAGCCAUAUAGGAUCAGCGCCCCAUUUCCAGCUCGCCUUGCAGGCGGGAGAGUUACAACAGAAACAGAUGCCCCUGCUCAGGAGAGCCCAGCCAGGAGCUGAAUGCCUCUGGAAUGCAGAUCACACAGGGUGCAUUUCCUCCCUGUGCGGCAGGGCCAGCAUGAGGCCUGUGUGCCCGUGAAGUCCUGCAGAAGUGAAACAGGCACCAGAGACAGCGGCGAGGAAUUUCCCUAGUGCCCACAGCUCAUGCUGGCCCUCUGCUCAGGUGCUAGCUGCACCCGUAGAUUUUUAGGAGACCAAAUUAGAAAGAAACCCAGAAAGUGACAAGUCAGAGGGUCCCCUUCCACCACAUUUAUUUAUAAGCUUCUCGCUACUUUGGCCCAGAUACAGUGGUACAUAAAGCACUCUGCAACAUUCUGUGUAACUGGCAUCAUCAGUAUUUUCCUGGGGGAGGGGGUCAUCAAAGGGAAGUUAUGCAGCCAACUCCCGUUGGCAGUCAGUAGGAGUUGAGAGCCUAGCUCCCAUUUGAAAGUCUCUCCCAUCAGCAUUAAUCCUAGUGAUCUUGUUCAGAGCUUCAAAUCUGAAGUAAGAUAGGGGGCUGCUUUCUCCUCCGUGACCCCCACAGUUGUCUCCAUUGCAUGUUCCAUGCUGGUAUCGCACCCAGGGCUGUGUGCAGAAUAUGCCUUCAUGAUCAACAACUGCAGUGUGGGUGAGAGGGGAGAAUUUUCCCUCUACAGUCAAGGGGUCUUGGGUGAGAGCUAGUUGCUUGGAAAAGCAGUGCUGAGCUGUCUGGUCCACCCAUGCGCCCUUCCCAUUCAAAGAGCAAUUAAGGGCCUGCACAGUGGUUGAAUCUGUAGGAAUUAUGAGUCCAUGCUGUUGAAAAUUGGGACUUUCUAUCCAUUGUAUUACUUCAGUGGCUGGAAGAGUUUUUUGUUUUGUUUUCCCACUGAAGGCUGAGAAAUCAUCUGAAGAAUAAAGUCUCCCUGCCAACUGGAGAGGCUCUUGAAGAUCCAGGUUAGCAACCUUUCCCCUCAUCCUAGCUAAAGAGAAAUCUUACAAGCAUUUGGAUGGCAGUACUGGCUUUAUCCUUUUCAGAGUUCAGAAAAGUGAAGCGGACACACAGUCCCAUGCUAAUACCCAUGGGUCCUAAAUUAAUAGUCAGGACAUACCAGCUACUGCCCCAUCCCCUCCUCUGAUCAGUUCCUUUGACUUUCAGUGGGUAUGCAUGAUGGUUUCAUGAAAACAAACAAAAAGAUGCAACUGAAACCUUCACAAGAUUCCAGGACCCCGUUGUUACAGCAGCUUUUAGCGGUUCACCACUAUCUUGUAGGGAAUUAUUAAUCCACUAAAAUCUAUAGGCCUCCAUGUAAGUUACCAGAAUAAAGGCGAUAGUAGAUGUAUAAAUGGAUGAUAACAUUUUACCCAGACAGUAUGUAUUACAAUUUUGUAGCUUAGUCAUUUUUUGGCUAUCGAAUUUUGUGAGUAAGAUAAAAAAAAAAAACGGUUUGACUGCAAAUGUUUAUUUUGUUAUUUGAUUCUUUUCCCUCCCCUUCCUAUGUACAAACGCUGUACAAAUCUGAGUCCACUGAGUGUAACUACAACAGAUGUGUAUUAAUGUACCACAGACCCCAGUAGUGGCUUGCUAAAGUGUGGUGAGCUCAUACUAAAACAAUAAAACUUGUGGCUAAAGUCGGG